Molecule: messenger RNA, 1108 nt
Organism: Trichobilharzia szidati
Lineage: Eukaryota; Metazoa; Platyhelminthes; Trematoda; Strigeidida; Schistosomatidae
Source: the annotation of a GenBank genome assembly
GUAUCUAUCACAUUAUGUUCAUCAUAGAGAAAAUACAAUAUACGUAACAAUAGAAAAAAUGGAUUUACUUAUUGUUUAAGAGAAAUUAUUUCAAUUAUGCUUUAAAAUGACAAAGAAUAAAAAAAAUGGAGAAUUAUAAAUUUCAUUUCCAUGAAGACACUUUCGAUAAAAGUGAUUAUGAAGUAGACAAAAGGGAAUAUCAUAGGACUGAUCCAACAGGUUAUGAUGGCUACCAGAACGAUAGAAAUUCACUAUCACUACAAGAACAACAAGAACAACAACAACAGCACUUUCCACAUGACUAUCAAAAUCAUAAUGACAGUGUAAAUACCUCUCGUCCUCCACUGCGUCAACAGCACAGUUUUCAUUCCCACCACCAUCAUUCUCAUCAUCCUCAUCAUCAUACAGUAUGGAAAGGAAGACAGAAUACAUAUCGUGAAACAUUCAUAAAAACUAUUUAUUUAACUUGUGCAACAAUUAUUACUACAUGUUUUAUUAUUGAAUGUAUACUAAUCCACUUAGUUAUCUUACCGUGUCAACAUGAAUCUGGAUUUCUACCGACUGAAUGUGCAUAUGUAAAAACAGAAUUAGUAGCAUCGUCAGUUAAAUGUGAGAAUAAAUGUUCAAAGGAUAGAUCCACAUUUCAGUGUAUACGUGUAUUAGUUACAUAUUCUCGAUUGAAUGAGAAUUUUACAGCAAGUUUAUUUGAUAAUAUAGCAACAUAUCAAUACUAUCAUUCACUUGGGUGUGCAACGAGCUCAUGUCAUCGUCAAAAUUCAGCAAAUCAUGAAUGGGUGGACCACUUUUGUCAGUUAAUAAAAAAAGCUGCACGAUUUCCGUGUUAUGUGCACGAAGAUCAUAUUAAAGAAGCACUGCUGCACAAAUUCUACGGACCGUCAACAAUGUUCAAUACUUUAUUCUGGCCUUUAUUCUUAUUAUGUUUGUCCAGUUUGUGUUUACUCAUCACAUGGUCUUUUGAUAGAUGUCAUGUAUGGCACGAUGAGAAGACAAUAAUAGCAUAAUAUUCAGUGCAAAUAUUUUUGUUUUUUAACGCAUUAUUAUGUAAUCAGCCCAUACAUGUGGUACUACGGUACUCAUAUCAUAGAUG